ACAGAAACAACAUCCUUCAUGUGGCCUGUAUUGGAGGACAUGUUGACAUGGUGAAGUAUGUCCUCUCACAGAAGGUUGCAGACAUCAACAGUAGGGGUCAGUACGGGAGGACACCCGUGAUGAUGGCAGCACUGAAGGGGCACAGAAAAGUGUUUUACUUUCUUGUGAGAGAAGGAGCUGAUGUAUCAUUAGUGGAUGAUGACGGAGAGAACAUCCUUCAUGUGGCCUGUAUUGGAGGACAUGUUGACAUGGUGAAGUAUGUCCUCUCACAGAAGGUUGCAGACAUCAACAGUAGUGGUCAGUACGGGAGUACAUCCGUGAUGGUAGCUGCAAACAUGGGACACAGAGAAGUGUUUGACGUACUUGUGAGUGAAGGAGCUGAUGUAUCAUUAGUGGAUGAUAACAGAAACAACAUCCUUCAUGUGGCCUGUAUUGGAGGACAUGUUGACAUGGUGAAGUAUGUCCUCUCACAGAAGGUUGCAGACAUCAACAGUAGGGGUCAGUACGGGAGGACGCCCGUGAUGAAGGCAGCAAAUAUGGGACAGAGAAAAGCGUUUGAUUUGUGAGGGAAGGAGCUGAUGUAUCAUUAGUGGAUGAUAACAGAACCAACAUCCUUCAUGUGUCCUGUAUUGGGGGACAUGUUGACAUAGUGCAACAUGUUCACACAUGCAAUCUGAUGUCCGUAAAAGGCCAUACAGCUAAAGACCUCCUUUCUUUAAGACAAUGCAGCAGUGAGGCCUGACAGACAUCAAAUAGCCAGAGUGCCGGUCGUAACUAUUUUAGUUUCACGGACAUAUUUCAGGUGCAAAACUUAUUUUCAAAUUGUGUUGUACAAAAAGAAGGUUAUUUUCAUAGUGCUGACUCUUUAUUUACAAUGUUUUUAUCACAUUGGUAAUUCAGCCGUCCGGCUAUAUGACGAGGCUCAAAGUUGUAUUAUAAUGUUUACACUACAUGGUGUUUUAACAUCUCAGAGAAAAUAGCUCAUGCAUCUCACUUCUUGUGUUUUGCACAUGUGUCGCGAAGGGGAAAGGUCUUAAUCAGAUUUUUCCCGUCGCCAUGCAUGCUGACUUGAUCUCCACAUGCAUGCUUGUAAUCAGAUCUCAGGUCGCAGAACAGUGUGUUUGAAUGUGGUACUUAUCACCCGAGUUAGUAAAAGUCGGAAAAACUGUGACACCCGACAAUAAACCUGUAAUUUUAUAAUCAACUUCAAAGACAGACAACUUCAUGUGUGUCACUUCAAUUUUCCUUUGAUAUUGUAAAGCGUUUUACACAUUAGUAUCAAUCUAUAGUGACAGUCGAACACUGUGAGAAACACCGUGAGUACAAGUUACAUGUAGAAAGAUAAGGUCUUAGUUGAACGUUUGAGGAUUACCUGCUACGAUGUCAGCAAUUCUUUAAAUAGUUUAAAAUGACACAUAGAAACCUCUUGAUAUGCUUAGCUUAGACUAGUUCACAGGGUUCGCUACGUUCAAGAACCCCAUUUCAAUACCCCGUGUUAUGUCAGGUAGACAUCGAAGCUAUUUAUUUGCCAACAACCAUUUGCAGUUUAAAGAUUAGCUGGCAUACUUUCUCUAUUUCAUAAAAUAUCAGCCAUUCUGAAACAACUAGCUGAUAUUUAUUCAUGUUUAACGAAAGACUCCACUCCACAUGAUUAAUCAAAGAACCAAUCAUUAUUUUGUUUCAAGGCAAACUAACCUACAGGUGGUGCAACUAUACAUACAUUCACACAAGUCACAUGUAUGUCUUAACACUGAUAAAGAUCAGUAAUUAUUUUAAAGGUUCUUGUAGCUUCAUCUGCAUAUCGAUUUCAGCCACUCGAUAAUACAUUGUAUGUGUGUCAUAAAGGCCUGCCACAUUUCCCAACACUACAGCAUUAAGAAAUGACCUGCUUAUAUUUAGAAUAUGCGUACAAAAUGACCAGUGUAUAUUUGCUAUUUUGCUUCAUUUCUUUAACCCCUAUAUAUAAGUACUGAUAUAAAUUUUAUGGCUAAAGUGUGAAUAUUAUGACUGUAGAUAUAUCAUAUGUUUUUCGUCACUGGAAAAGGGCUAUAUGACAUGUACCAUGAAGACUAUAAAGCUUUGAUGCAUUUAGAUCAGGUAAGUAAGUAUACGAGUUACUUACUUGAUCUAUACCUAUCUGUAAGUAUAUUUUCAAAUGUGCACAAGUAUUCCACAUUUCUAAAUUCUCUAGGUACACUGAGAUAUCGUACCAUGAGCUAUUUAAUAUAACAACAAGGGUUGAUUAAUGUUUCUAUAAUGUCACGGGUGUAUCUCCAACCAAUAUUAUCUAAUCAGCACGAAAGGGCGAGAAAGUAUCAUGAUAAACAGCACCGAAGAUAAAUAUUCCAUUAGUUACACUGGUGUUCAAAGAGUGAACCCAUUUCAGUCCAGUAGAUUUAUUGUGUUUUCAUUUGGUUUUGGUCGCGAUAACGGUAACAAACAAGCUAAUUUAAAAGGUGUUACAAUGAUCUGAGUUUUUCUAAAUGUUUAAACGUCAGUGUUAUCUGUUGUGAAGCCAUCAACAGCAUCAUUUGACCUUAUGUAAACAUCCAGUAGCCACAUGAGCAUAACCUUCCUACUUCAGAUUUCUGUACAUCACUUGCUUGUUAACGGUAUGAGUGUCUACACCGAAACAUCGCAUUCAUUGUAAUAAAACGGUUGUAUGUGCAUAGAA
Messenger RNA from Haliotis rubra (blacklip abalone), 2674 nucleotides. Its product is annotated as fibronectin type 3 and ankyrin repeat domains 1 protein-like. The transcript has 2 exons. NCBI's taxonomy places the organism in Eukaryota, Metazoa, Mollusca, Gastropoda, Lepetellida, Haliotidae. Gene Ontology annotation, molecular function: protein binding. The record is from RefSeq and is a predicted model, not a curated record. Bases 48 to 566 code for a protein of 172 amino acids.